Molecule: messenger RNA, 3751 nt
Organism: Rattus norvegicus (Norway rat)
Lineage: Eukaryota; Metazoa; Chordata; Mammalia; Rodentia; Muridae
Source: RefSeq, a predicted model, not a curated record
CUAUUGGCUUUCAUUUAAGAGUGACGGUUUUAUUACCCAGUGAACUUGUGAAAUUAACCCUUCCUCGUGCCUUUUUUAUUGGCUCACGUUCUUGAGUGGCAGUGCUAUUGACCAAUUAGAUAUAGCAUUAGGGCUGCGGGCUCCACCCCGGAGGCCGGGAGGGGAGGUUGCUCGGGUCGGGUGUCGCCUGAGAACCGGAUGAGGCGGUGACUGUGAGGCCGAGCCGGGAGCGGGCGUCGCGGCGAAGGGGAGCCCGGGCGGGCUGGCAGAGCAGAGCAGGAGGAAGCAACGGCCACAGACGCAUCGGGACCGCGAGUCGUAGUCGGGGGAUCCGCGGGGCGGAGGCGGGCACCAUGGGCAACCGCGGGAUGGAAGAGCUCAUCCCGCUGGUUAACAAGCUGCAGGACGCCUUCAGCUCCAUCGGUCAGAGCUGCCACCUGGACCUGCCGCAGAUCGCCGUGGUGGGCGGCCAGAGCGCCGGCAAGAGUUCGGUGCUCGAGAACUUCGUGGGCCGGGACUUCCUUCCACGAGGAUCAGGAAUUGUCACCCGGAGGCCUCUCAUUCUGCAGCUCAUCUUUUCCAAAACAGAAUAUGCGGAGUUUUUGCACUGCAAGUCCAAAAAGUUUACAGACUUUGAUGAAGUCCGGCAGGAGAUCGAAGCAGAGACUGACCGGGUCACAGGCACCAACAAAGGCAUCUCCCCGGUGCCCAUCAACCUUCGGGUCUAUUCACCACACGUGUUGAACUUGACCCUCAUCGACCUCCCAGGCAUCACUAAGGUGCCAGUGGGGGACCAGCCACCAGACAUCGAGUACCAGAUCAAGGACAUGAUCCUGCAGUUUAUCAGCCGGGAGAGCAGCCUCAUUCUUGCCGUCACACCUGCCAACAUGGACUUGGCCAACUCGGAUGCCCUCAAGCUGGCCAAGGAGGUGGACCCCCAAGGCCUGCGGACCAUUGGUGUCAUCACCAAGCUAGACCUGAUGGAUGAAGGCACAGAUGCCAGGGAUGUCCUGGAGAACAAGCUCCUGCCCUUGAGAAGAGGCUACAUCGGCGUGGUUAACCGCAGCCAGAAAGACAUCGAGGGCAGAAAGGACAUCCGGGCAGCUCUGGCAGCUGAGAGGAAAUUCUUCCUCUCCCACCCAGCCUACCGGCACAUGGCUGACCGCAUGGGUACCCCACACUUGCAGAAAACACUGAACCAGCAACUGACCAACCACAUCCGGGAGUCACUGCCAACCCUGCGCAGCAAGCUGCAGAGCCAACUGCUGUCCCUGGAGAAGGAAGUGGAAGAGUACAAGAAUUUCCGGCCUGACGACCCCACACGCAAGACCAAAGCCCUGCUGCAGAUGGUCCAGCAGUUUGGAGUGGACUUUGAGAAGCGAAUCGAAGGCUCUGGAGAUCAAGUCGACACCCUGGAGCUGUCUGGGGGCGCCCGCAUCAAUCGCAUCUUCCACGAGCGCUUUCCCUUUGAGCUGGUGAAGAUGGAGUUUGACGAGAAAGACCUCCGAAGAGAGAUCAGCUACGCCAUUAAGAACAUCCACGGAGUCAGAACUGGGCUCUUCACGCCGGAUUUGGCGUUCGAGGCCAUUGUGAAAAAGCAGGUGGUCAAGCUGAAAGAGCCCUGUCUGAAAUGCGUGGACCUGGUUAUCCAGGAGCUAAUCAGUACAGUUAGGCAAUGCACCAGCAAGCUCAGUUCCUACCCCCGCCUUCGAGAGGAGACCGAACGCAUUGUCACCACCUACAUCAGGGAGCGAGAAGGGAGAACCAAGGACCAGAUCCUUCUUCUGAUUGACAUUGAGCAGUCCUACAUCAACACAAACCAUGAAGACUUCAUUGGAUUUGCCAACUGUUUCUAUACUGAGGAGCUGGUCACAGGGUGGGUAUUGCCUGCUGUGUGCCUUUUUCCCUGGUGUGUGACCCGGGGCGUCCUCCCUGGGGAGCCUCAAACCUGUGGGGGAUGUUCCAGAAGCCCUUGAAUUACAACAGCCAUUCUCUCAACCAGGGCCCCAGCCAGGCCUUGUGAAGAGGACACUGGGUAAGACACCAUAGAGCCUGCCCUUGGAGGGCCCACAGACUGGGGAGUAGUGGAAAAUAGAACAAAAGCAUGAUGGGUGAGGCCUGGGGAGAUCCUCCCAAAGAAAUCAUGCAGGGGCAGGCAGGGAGCCUGCACUGGACAGGAAGACCAAGAGGCAGGACACCAGCCAGUAAGGCAGGAUACAGACAACAUGCCCCUCACCAUUAAGAGCCCGAAGCCUGAGGAGAUGAGUUUACAUUCCCUGACAUGGUGCCCAGAGCCUCUGGUUAGGGCCAGGGAGAGGCAUCACCACCUUGGCUGCUAUUAAAGGGAGGCACAAAGCACUUACAGCACAUCAGGGCCCUUGUCACCAUGCUGUAAAUGAUGGCUUAGCCAGCCACACCUUCGUCAGUAUGGAUCAUUACAGACAGCCCAGAGGAGAAGCCCCAUUGGGGCUGCUGGCGUGGCGCUGUUGGUAGAGCACUUGCUUAGCAUGCAUGAAGUCCAGCACCAAAUCAAAGGGGUGUGAUAGCCCACACCCAUCAUCCCACCACAAGGGACCCACAACAGGACAGUUGGUCCAAAGUCAUCAUCCUUGGUUAUAUAUCUGAAGUAGAAGCCAGCCAGGAACACAGGAAACCCUCCCUCCAUCAAAAAAAAAAAAAAAAGUGCCUUAGCAAGUGAAGGUUCGUGAACAGCUGGACACCCAUGAGCACAGCGCUAUGCCCUCCCAAGAAUAAAGAUAAAAAAAAUGGAGCCUGGGAUAGUAGUGUUAGAAGAGCACCAAGGGGAAGUUUACGAGUAAAGCGCCUGUUUCUAAACACACUUGAGCUCCUUAGCUAGCCCAGCCCAGAUGCAGACUCUCGAUCCUCUGCCUUAGCCUCCAGUCCUGGGUCUCUGGCUUGCACUCCCUUUGAGUGGUAGGCAAAACCUCAGAGCAGAGCAGCUGUGAUGAAACCACGUGUGUUGCUAUUUGUAUCUUUCUGCAGUUUCCAGCUAGAGCAGUAAGCUGAACACUGGCUGCUCCUGCAGAGGAACUGGGUUCUGUUCCCAGAACCCAUCAGGUGGCUCACGACCACCUGCCACUCUGGGCCUCCAGGCACACCUGCACAUGUGCGGUGCACAUAAACUCAUGCAGGCAGGCACACACUGACAUACACACACACACAAUGCAUACACACGUACCCCCCAACACACAUACACACGUACCCCCCCACACACACAUACACACACACACAUGCAUAGACUUGCACCCCCCACACACACACGUACCCACACACACACACAUAGACUUGCACCCCCCCCACACACACACAUACACAUCUUCUUAAAAAAGAAGAAAAUGAAAGCACAAGAGAGAAGCGAGUGGCAGGACACAGUUGCUUUGAGGCGGUGAGAACAUUAAUUGGGUUAGAGCAGAGUAUGGCUCAGAAGCAACGAGGAGAGUGGUGGGUAGCUAUAGGGAAGGAUGGUGUGGCCUGCCUAGAGCACUGACUGCACAGUGCUUAGCCCCAAGCACGCACUCCCCAGCACUUCACAUACUGCAUAUGAGGGCAGCCAGGAACCCAGAGGCCCUACCUCAGAGCAGUUCAUAAACCCCAUAGUGUACAGCCCCAGCACUUGGGAGGCUGAGGCAGUUACUUGCCUGUCAGUAACUGUCCAGCCUGGUCUACAUUGAGAUCUAGGACAGCCAGGGCUACGUAGUGAGGAAGAGGGGGAGAGAGGAAGCUAGCCCAG